GCGUUCGUUGCGAGCAAAUUAGAUUACUUGCUAUUUCCCCGCCUCUUAACCGGCAAGAAGGGGGGUGAAAGCGGGAAAAUAACUUGAAAGGAAGCAAUGGGGGAGAAAGCUUAGCUAGCUGCAGUCGCCAUUAUAAAAGCUGGAAUGCCCCUUGCGACCGGGCAGGGUCGCUUCUUGCAGCUCGGCUCUGGAUCGUCAUUUAUUUUGUACUUCAAAAGACUCGCUAAGCGUCACCUGUCGUUUGUUGCAAUGCGUUUCCAAAACUACGUCUCCGCGGCGGCACUGUUUGCGCUGCCGGCCCUCGGCGGCCAGAGCUCCCACUCUAGUAGUGACAAUUCUACAGAUCCCUUCAAGAUCUAUAACAUCACCGCGACCAAUAUUACUGCUUCCUUCAUCGGAUACGGUGCGCGUCUUGUGGCAUUGUACGUCCCGGACAGCAACGGCACACUCCAGGACGUUGUCGUCGGUUACGAUGAUCCCACGACGUAUGUGCAAGACUCUGAAACCAACCACACCUUCUUCGGCGCGGUGGUCGGUCGCUAUGCCAAUCGUAUCAAGAAUGGUACUUUCACCAUUGACGGGAACAAAUACCAAAUCCCCACGAACGAGAACGGUGGUGCCGACACACUUCACGGUGGUACCGUGGGCUAUGAUCAGCGCAAUUGGACUGUGACCGCUUCAACAAAGGACAGCAUCACAUUCUCUUUCCUUGACACUGGAUAUGAGCAUUUCCCCGGUACUGUGCUCAACCACGUCACUUAUACAGUCGACGCUCUCAGGACUGCGGUCAACCCCAAGGGUCUCCCUCAAUUGACCUGUCGCAUUGUCUCCAUGUCUCUGACAGACAAGACUCCAAUCAUGCUUGCCAACCACAUCUACUGGAACCUGGACGCCUUUCAAGUCCCUACUAUCCUCAACAACACCUUACACAUGCCACUCGCUUCUCGCGUCGUUGCUGGAGACAACAUCCUAGUCCCCAACGGCACCAUUUUCGACGUCGACACCGCCUUUGACGGCGCAAUAGACUAUACGACCGCCAAACAAAUUGGCGCCGACUUCGACCAUGCCGGGGGCGUCUGCGGCUUCAACUGCACUGGUGUUGAUACCUGUUUCAUCGAUGACCGCGUCCCUUACUACGUUGACGGCGCUGUCGUGCCCAUCAUCCAUCUCUCCUCUCCAGCAACAGGUAUUACUCUAGAUGUCGCCACUAACCAGGUUGCACAUCAAAUCUAUACCUGCAAUGGUCAGAAUGGCACUAUUCCCAUCAAGGCCUCGCAGAAGGCCCGUAAUGAGGCUGCUGGUAAAGGUGGCGUUGAUUAUGUUAAUAAGCAUGGCUGCAUUGUUAUUGAGACGGAGGGUUGGAUUGAUGCUAUCAAUCAGCCUGAAUGGGGACAGCAGGAGAUUUUCUCGCCGGCUGAUGCACCGACUGUGAAUUUCGCUACGUACCAAUUCGGUACUCUUUAAAGACGUGACGCAUAUUCAUAGUAGCUGUUUGUAUAUACUGUUCAUGAAAGUAAUAACCAAAUAUAUUGCUAUCUCAACCCCCC
Talaromyces stipitatus ATCC 10500 is the source of this 1547-nucleotide messenger RNA. Its product is annotated as aldose 1-epimerase, putative. Bases 145 to 1464 code for a protein of 439 amino acids. Gene Ontology annotation, biological process: glucose metabolic process; beta-D-galactose catabolic process via UDP-galactose, Leloir pathway. Gene Ontology annotation, molecular function: aldose 1-epimerase activity; carbohydrate binding. The record is from RefSeq and is a predicted model, not a curated record. The transcript has 2 exons. Lineage: Eukaryota; Fungi; Ascomycota; Eurotiomycetes; Eurotiales; Trichocomaceae.